Molecule: messenger RNA, 393 nt
Organism: Thelazia callipaeda (thelaziosis nematode)
Lineage: Eukaryota; Metazoa; Nematoda; Chromadorea; Rhabditida; Thelaziidae
Source: the annotation of a GenBank genome assembly
AUGGCUGGAGGUACGUUUCAGCGACGUCACACAAUGGCUUCACGUCACGAAGAUCCAGUUGAAUAUUGUAUUUCUGAUAAAGUUGUUGAAAGAAGUUCCACGAGAGAAAAAUUAACUCAAGGUAUGACAAGCCGACGAAGAUCCUAUUCAGAACCUGCUUAUUAUUCUAGCACCUUCACUGACUUUUUCCCGGAUUCUGAAGGAAUGUUGGGAUCUCAUUUGCAUCUUGGUACUUCAGAUGAUCGCAUGGGAGAAAGUUGGGAUGAUGCGAAACGUUUUUUAAUCGAAUCACGUAAACUCGAUUUAGAAAUCUCUAAAGAUGUAGAACGCGUAACUUUUAACCACAUUUUGCCAUUUAAAAAACCUGACGAAAAUGUUUCUGAUAUUAUUUGA